GCCCCGGGCCCAGCCCGAUGCCCGGCGGCUGGCGGAGGUGAAGGAGCGAGCGGGUGCUGCAACCUCCCGGCCGCGGCCCCCGGGGCCCCGGGCAGGGAACAAAGGGCCAUGGCCGAGGGGGCUCCCGUUCAGUGUCACCACCCGGCCCUGCGGUGUCGGGGCGCUCCCUCCUUCUCUCCCCGUGUCUGGUGCUGCCCAUCCUGUGGGACCGACGUAAGCAGCUUAUCAGGGCGCCGGAGCCGGUGCAGCAGCCGUGCUAUUCCUCACCCUUCCGGCCGGUGGCCGGGCACGAACGCACCUCGGAGCAGGAGACACAGACAGCUGAGGUGUCCUUGAUGGUGGUGGCGGCAGUGCAGGCGGUGGAGAGGAAGGUGGACUCCCAUUCCACCCGCCUGCUCGACCUGGAGGGUCGGACGGGGAUGGCAGAGAAGAAACUGAUUGACUGUGAGAAAACGGCGGCAGAACUGGGGAACCAGCUGGAGAGCAAGUGUGCGGCACUGGGCACCCUCAUCCAGGAGUACGGGCUGCUCCAGCGGCGCCUGGAGAACAUGGAGAACCUUCUGAAGAACAGGAAUUUCUGGAUCCUGCGGCUGCCCCCAGGCAGAAAGGGGGAAGUCCCCAAGGUGCCGGUGACGUUUGACGAUGUGUCCGUCUAUUUCAACAACAAGGAAUGGGAGAAGCUGGAGGAGUGGCAGAAGGAGCUGUACAAGAAUGUGAUGAAAGGGAACUAUGAGUCGCUCAUCUCCCUGGACUAUGCAAUUUCCAAACCCGGUGUCUUGUCUCAGAUUGAGCAAGGAGAGGAGUCGCGGGUCAGGAAUGAGCCAGACUUGGAGGAGAGUGAGAUCAUUACUGAUGCCACUGCAGCUGGCAUAAGGGUUGUGAUCAAAACGGAGGAGCUCCUUCCUGAAGACAGCCCUGAAAACCCUGAGCUGCAUGGGAUGUCGGGGCAGUCGGAGGGGAGCUUCCAGAGUCCAGAUGAGGAGGCAGCCUGCGAGAGUCCCUAUGGCUCCGUCUCACCUCCGAGGGACCUCCCGGGAACCAGCCUGGGUGACUCGUCUGAAUACGUGUCUGACUUCAAUGAGAUCCAGAGAGUCAUCGUUCACCAUGGGAGCUGCGCGGAGGAUGGGAUCGUGAUCAAGACGGAGGAAGAAGAAGAGGAGGAGGAGGACCCUGACGCUCUGGAGCCGUGUGACAUGUUCUCAGGCAGGAGCGAGCCGCCGGCGUUCCCCAGCCACGAGGCCGGGCUGGGCUGUGAGGCACAGUGCAGUUCCAAAACACAGCCCAGGAGCCUGGUGGCCACCCGCGUGAGGAAACCACCAGCGUGCGAGAGGGACUCUGGAGACAUGAAGCCAACCGCAGCCCAGCAGCGGAACCGCACGAGGGAGAGACCCUACAUCUGCCCCGAGUGCGGGAAGAGUUUCAUGCUCAAGAUCAACUUCAUGAUCCACCAGCGCAACCACCUCAAGGAAGGGCCCUAUGAGUGCCACGAGUGCGACCUCAGCUUCCGCAACAAACAGCAGUUCCUGCUGCACCAGCGCAGCCACACGCGCCGGGGUGUGGAGGUCCCCCGGCGCCCUGAGCAUGGUCUCAAGCCCCAGCCACGGGCCCAACCUCCGGGGAAGCCCUACAAGUGCUCCGAGUGCGAGAGCAGCUUCAGCCACAAGUCGAGCCUCAGCAAACACCAGAUCACACACGUCGGGGAGCGGCCUUUCACCUGCGGCGAGUGCCGGCGGAGCUUCCGCUUGCAGAUCAGCCUCAUCAUGCACCAGAGGAUCCACGCCGGCAAGAACGAGAUGGCCUUCCUCUGUCCCCAGUGCGGGAAGAAUUUCACCCGGCCCUCCCACCUCCUGCGGCACCAGCGGACUCACACCGGCGAGCGGCCCUACCAGUGCAGCCAGUGUGAGAAGACCUUCAGCGAGAAGUCCAAGCUCACCAACCAUUACCGCAUCCACACCCGGGAGCGCCCGCACGCCUGCGCCGUCUGCGGGAAGGGCUUCAUCCGCAAGCACCACCUCCUGGAGCACCAACGCAUCCACACGGGCGAGCGGCCCUACCACUGCACCGAGUGCGGCAAGAACUUCACCCAGAAGCAUCACCUCCUGGAGCACCAGCGAGCGCACACCGGCGAGCGGCCCUACCCCUGCACCGAGUGCACCAAGUGCUUCCGCUACAAGCAGUCUCUCAAAUACCACCUGAGGACGCACAUGGGAGAGUGAGGGGCUGCUGACGGCUUCCUCUCCCUCCCUUUCUUCCCUCCCUGCCUACAUCCCUCCCUCCAGCCUUCCCCUUCCUUCUCCACUCAUCUCUCCCUCCUUCCCUCCAUCUUCCUUCCCCCAGCUCAGGGCAUGGACAUCAAGGAAGCUUUGUGUGGCAGCGCCGCUGCUCUGGUGGAGACAGCUAGGCUGAUUGGAAAUAAAUUAAUUAAUUAAAGCAA
Molecule: messenger RNA, 2434 nt
Organism: Neopsephotus bourkii (Bourke's parrot)
Lineage: Eukaryota; Metazoa; Chordata; Aves; Psittaciformes; Psittacidae
Product: zinc finger protein 777-like
Exons: 7
Coding region: 336-2216 (626 amino acids)
Biological process (GO): regulation of transcription by RNA polymerase II
Molecular function (GO): DNA-binding transcription factor activity; RNA polymerase II cis-regulatory region sequence-specific DNA binding
Source: RefSeq, a predicted model, not a curated record